GCCCCCGCGCUCACCGACGCCAAGGCGCAGGUCAUGCGCGACCUCGCCCGCGCGCCCGCGCGUUUCCCGGAGUAUGCCGCGCUCCGGCACACGCUGCACUCGCCUGCGACAGGCGCCGCCGUAGAAGCCCCCACAGCGGCGGCAACGGCGGCGCGUACGCUCGCGGAAGACGUCGUCGACAUGCCACUCUUUGCGCCUGUCCGUGUUGAUCGCGUCGUCGCGGGCGUCCGGGAGGCCUGUGGUGCGGCGCGCCCUUGAAUGUUGGGGCGUAGGACCGCCAGGGGAUCGAGGCAUGUUAAGGCCGAUAAAUCGCGCGCAGGAGGCAGCUCGAAGACUCUGAAAGCUCAAAACACAUAAAAUUUGGGAUUCAGCACGGCGCAAAUUGACAGAGGCCAAGUAACCAGGCUUACUGCGCCUCAAGUGAUCAUCGCACCAGACGUGUUGUGCCUGACAUUCAAGAGUCCGGCAAGGUGAGUGUUACAUGACAACACGGCGAAGGGCAUAUUGACCUCCAGUGGUGCGAUGGAGCUGCAUCAAGUCCUUAGUCAACAUGAUAAACGAGACGGUGCGAGAAGAGCUUUCGACCCAAGACGCGUCCUUUUCGAGCGCCAAUUUGAGCGCGCCUCUUGCGUUCACGUUCGGAGUUCGUACUCGUGAGAAUACUGAACCUUACUUUGAUGUACUGGUUAAGCCGUGCUUUGAAACUCAGAUAAAUAGCUGUAAAGUAGCUCUUUGAUUGGUGCC
Phanerochaete carnosa HHB-10118-sp is the source of this 744-nucleotide messenger RNA. RefSeq lists its product as uncharacterized. The coding region runs from base 34 to 258 and encodes 74 amino acids. The record is from RefSeq and is a predicted model, not a curated record. The transcript has a single exon. Lineage: Eukaryota; Fungi; Basidiomycota; Agaricomycetes; Polyporales; Phanerochaetaceae.